Messenger RNA from Phycodurus eques (leafy seadragon), 1253 nucleotides. RefSeq names its product Meis homeobox 1 a (gene meis1a). NCBI's taxonomy places the organism in Eukaryota, Metazoa, Chordata, Actinopteri, Syngnathiformes, Syngnathidae. The record is from RefSeq and is a predicted model, not a curated record. The coding region runs from base 66 to 1100 and encodes 344 amino acids. Gene Ontology annotation, biological process: animal organ morphogenesis; eye development; embryonic pattern specification. The transcript has 12 exons. Gene Ontology annotation, molecular function: RNA polymerase II cis-regulatory region sequence-specific DNA binding; DNA-binding transcription activator activity, RNA polymerase II-specific.
UUGAACGCUCCACCGUGCACAGAGAGCCAUCGUCGUCAUCCUCUUCAAAAUCAUUUUCGCCUGUGAUGGAGCAAAAGCAUGCAGAUGUGGUCCCGUACCACCAACACCUGCCACCUCCCCAACACUACCAUCAUCAUCUUCACGCCGUCUCGUACCCGCCUCAUCACCAUGGUGACGGAAACAUGGCUGCCGUGAAGAAGGAGCAGGACGCCAUCUACGGCCACACCCUGUUCCCGCUGCUUGCGUUGCUGCUGGGGAAGUGCGACCUGGCCACAUGGACGUUGCGGCAGGGGGGAUGCGGGGGGACCGCGGAGGACGUCUGCUCCUCGCUCUCCUUCGACGACGACAUCAGCGCCUUCGCCGAGCAGGUGAGGGCAUCACAGAAGUUGUUUUCGUGUCAUCCUGAGCUUGAUCGUUUGAUGAUCCAAGCCAUCCGAGUGCUGCACUUUCACCUCUUGGAGCUGGAGAAGGUUCACGAGUUGUGCGACAACUUCUGCGCUCGUUACGCCAGCUGCCUGAAAGGAAAUAUGCCGAUCGAACUGGUGAUUGAUGACGAGGAUAACCACAAUCUGCUAACGAGUAGAGAUGACGACGACAUAAAGACGUCUUUUUGGAAGCCGCCGCUCAUGCUACAGGGUCACCAUAGCGACAAUGGCAGACAUGCAGGCAACGACGUGGGUGAGAGCGUGGAGUCUCCCAGCACGGGCGACAACGACGGCGGCUGCGAUGUGACCGACGAGCGACACGACCACAAGAAACGAGGCGUCUUCCCCGAAGUGGCCACCAACAUCUUGAGGGCGUGGCUCUUCCAGCACCUGGUGCAUCCAUAUCCGUGCGAGGAUGAGAAGAAACAACUGUCACAUGACACGGGUCUGUCCAUCCUGCAGGUCAACAACUGGUUCAUCAAUGCCAGGCGGCGAAUCGUUCAGCCAAUCCUUGACCAGAACAACCGUCCUGAAGGCCAGACUGGACCACAUGGUGCCAAUGGUCAACCAAUACGACGACUUGCUAUGGACACACACACACACGUAACGGUCACAGCACCUGGGCUAGUGGGUGGUGUUGCCAUGGCGAUGGAGGACCAGUGGCACUGCAUGUAACACAAGCCAUCAGUAUGACCCACUGCUUGAAAUAUCUGAAAUUAAUGGAAAUUCCAUUAAUCUAUUCCAGCUCCCCCCACCCAAAAUACAAAAAUGUUUUUUUAACAGGAAAUAUAGCACUCUUUAAUACGGUACUUUAUUAAAGCAUAUGUA